Quercus robur (English oak) is the source of this 498-nucleotide messenger RNA. RefSeq names its product DELLA protein GAI-like. Gene Ontology annotation, molecular function: DNA-binding transcription factor activity; sequence-specific DNA binding. The coding region runs from base 1 to 498 and encodes 165 amino acids. The transcript has a single exon. Gene Ontology annotation, cellular component: nucleus. Lineage: Eukaryota; Viridiplantae; Streptophyta; Magnoliopsida; Fagales; Fagaceae. The record is from RefSeq and is a predicted model, not a curated record. Gene Ontology annotation, biological process: hyperosmotic salinity response; regulation of DNA-templated transcription; response to ethylene.
AUGGCUUGUGCCAAAGCAAUCCAAAAUGAAAACUUGGAGCUCGCGGGUGCUCUCGUCAAGAUCAUCAAUUUACUCGCGGCGUCUCAAGCUAGUGCUAUGAGAAAAGUCGCUACUUAUUUUGCUGAAGCUCUAGCUUUUCGAAUUUACAGACUUUACCCACAAGAUUUCCUCGAUGCUUCCAUGCUCAAUAUGUUGCAGAUGCACUUUUACGAGACCUGUCCUCACCUCAAAUUUGCUCACUUCACAGCUAACCAAGCGAUACUCCAGGCAUUCACUACUGCUAGCAGCAUACACGUUAUCGAUUUUUGGUUGAAGCAAGGGAUGCAAUGGCCAGCACUAAUACAAGCGCUUGCAUUAAGGCCUGGUGGGCCACUGGUUUGUCGAUUAACUGAAAUUGGCCCAUCUCAAUCGGAUAACACCGAUGCUUUACAGCAAGUGGGUUUGAAGUUGACGCAAUUGGCCGAAACUAUUGGCAUCCAGCCGAGGUUGUUACUGUGA